Messenger RNA from Diatraea saccharalis (sugarcane borer), 2430 nucleotides. Lineage: Eukaryota; Metazoa; Arthropoda; Insecta; Lepidoptera; Crambidae. The record is from the annotation of a GenBank genome assembly.
GUAGACAUCAAUACUGUAAGGUAUCUGUCCUCUCAUUGAUUUUUCGAUAAACUAGGCUAGUAAAUAUUGGUACGGAUCAUCAAGGUAAAUUUGAUGUUUGGGAGGUUCAUUUGUACCGGUCGCCUUAACGUGUGGACGCUAAACAGUUACAACAGCUUAUUUUUAUAAAUGAAAGUUUUCUUUAAAAAAUGCGGUUAUAGACCAACAAGUGUCUCAUCAAAUUCACGCUAUACUUCAAGGAUCACUAUAGAGGUGUUGAAACGUGAAGAUGACAAGUAGCUCCUGGGAGGAGUUCUUUGCAGUCCACCUACCUCCCAUUGACUUCGAGGACAACCGCUCCUUGCUGAAGGAGUUCUGUGAGCGUCAUGACCAAUACGGGAAUAAGAUUGUUCUUGUCACAUCGGGUGGCACAACAGUACCCUUGGAGCACAACACGGUCAGGUUCGUGGACAACUUCAGUGCGGGCACGAGGGGCUCCGCGUCAGCCGAAUAUUUCCUAGAACAGGGAUACGCGGUCAUAUUCAUGCACCGCCAGAAGUCCUUGGAGCCGUUCACCAGACACUUCAGCGGACAGAAACUCCUCGACAUGUUGGAUAUACAGGAGAGGGGACCGAAUACCACUAUCACAGUGAAACCGGACAGCGUGGACGUGUUAGCGCCGAUCCUGUUACGGUACAAAGCUGCGCAUGCGGCGGGCGCCAUCUUGCACGUGUCCUUCACCACAGUGUCGGAGUACUUCUGGCUGCUGCGGGCGGCUUGCGAGUGUCUCGCCAACUUGGGGCCGCGCGCGGUUUUAUACCUCGCUGCUGCAGUUUCAGACUUCUACAUACCAAAGGACAGAGUGCCAACUCACAAAAUGCAGUCUGGUAGCGGCGCGCCCGUGAUCCAGUUGCACCUGGUGCCUAAAAUGCUGGCGCCUUUAGUAAACCUUUGGGUGCCCGAAGCGUACGUGGUCUCCUUCAAGCUGGAGACAGAUGAAAAUUUACUGAUACCCAAAGCGAGAGCUGCUUUAGACAAAUACAAACAUAAGAUGGUUGUAGCGAACUUGUUGCAGACGCGUCACCAUAGAGUGAUCCUAGUAACACCAGAAGCAAGUCAAGAGAUUGUCCUCACCAGGGAAGAAGUGCAUGCAGGUGUGGAUAUAGAGAGUGCGAUAGUUGGUGAGAUAGUGAGGUUGCACGCGAUGUAUGCGGAAAUGUCCCCCGCGCCCGCGCCCCGCUGACGCCCGCGUGCGCGCCGCCGGCUCUACCUCACGCCGGACUAGUGAACCCCCCCCCCACACGCCCUUAUUCAACUAAAACCAUUUACAAAAAUCGAUUAGUACAACAAAAAGAUAUUUUAACUAAUCGCCAUUACAGAACAACGGUUUCGUUCAUGAAAAUUAUCGAUAGAUGACGCUAGUGUUUUAUUUGAGGAUUUUUUUAAACGUAAAUGUUUUUGUAAUUAUAUAUUACGCCUGUACAUAGGUUUGAAGGUCAUGUCACUGAAUUAUUUUAAUAUACAACCGUUAUCAGUUGCAAUGUCAAUGGCAGCUGGCUUCCGAGGAGAAAGGUUGUGAAUAUAGACAUUUCUAUUCAUAAAAACAUAUUGGAAUACCGUGGCGCCAUCUAUUUACAGUCAAAAAGAAUGAAACCGUUGCGUCAAAAAAUAACAUAGUGUGUAAUUGUGUCUAUUGUACACUCACAUAUAAAGUUGCAAAAAAGAGCGUACCUUCGAAAUAUUCUUUGAAUAUCCUCCGACUAAAAACCAGGAUAAAGACCUAAAAAUGGCGACAGUUCCGGUUUAUUUUGAUCGAGAACCUGAACAAUAAUAAAUCCCAACUUUAACAUUUGAUAUUUCAUAAAUGUGGAUAAAUCAUGUACUCGGACUAUGUGUGAGCAUUCUCAUAAUAUGCUUAAAAAUAUUAUAAUGUGCAUUAAGACAAUAUAAGUGAGUAUAUCGCAGAUUUUGGUGGAAACAAUUUUUUAUAUACCUAGUAUACUUUACUAUGGAAAAUGUGUAAUCUCUAAUAGCUACUUGUACGUGUUACUUCUAACGCAUAUUUAUUAGAAGUAAAUAAGUACGAGUAAUUGAUAUGAAGUAUUUUAUAAAUCUCCAUGUGCCCCAAUGAUGUGUUAUCUGUUAGUAGUUUUUUAUAUCUGUUUAUUGGGUAAUGAUAUACGUCGGAAAUCUUAUAUUUUGUAUAUCAAUAAUUACUUGUGAUAGCCAUAGAAUUGACUUUUGUCAAACGACGACAAACGUGGUCGGAAUUAGGUAGAGUUAUUCGUGUACUUACACUGAUUUCAUAGAGCGAAAGAAUAAAGUGGAUAUGCCUCAAAUCCCGAGAUUAAUUUUAAAGAGCAGAAAAAAUCCCGUGAUUUUUUAAAUAAAAAGUUAUUUACUUUUACACAAUUUAAACUACUGCACGCACGACGUUGCCAAACUUACAUC